AGGCGCGGCGACAGUAGCAGCAGUAGCAGGGCUGGCAGCGGGCGGGGCGGCGAGCGCAGCACUACCGCCAGGAGCACCGGCAGCAGGAAAUACUGGAUAAAUCCCACAAUGGAAGACGGGAAGCCCGUUUGGGCUCCACACCCAACUGAUGGGUUUCAGAUGGGGAUGAUUGUGGACAUUGGCACCGACAACUUAACUAUUGAGCCCUUGAAUCAGAAAGGCAAGACCUUCCAGGCUGCUAUCAAUCAAGUGUUUCCUGCAGAGGAGGAUAGCAAAAAGGAUGUAGAAGAUAAUUGUUCCCUGAUGUAUUUAAAUGAGGCCACUCUCCUUCACAAUAUCAAAGUUCGGUACAGUAAGGACAGAAUUUACACCUAUGUAGCCAACAUUCUUAUUGCAGUGAAUCCAUACUUUGAUAUACCUAAGUUUUAUUCUUCAGAUACUAUUAAAAAGUACCAGGGUAGAUCGCUUGGAACAUUGCCACCACAUGUUUUUGCCAUUGCUGAUAAAGCAUUCCGUGACAUGAAAGUGCUCAAGAUGAGUCAAUCCAUCAUAGUCUCUGGAGAAUCAGGAGCUGGCAAGACAGAAAACACUAAAUUUGUUCUGAGGUAUUUAACAGAAUCCUAUGGUAGUGGCCAGGAUAUUGAUGACAGAAUUGUAGAAGCAAAUCCCCUGUUAGAAGCCUUUGGAAAUGCAAAGACUGUUCGCAACAACAACAGCAGUCGUUUUGGGAAAUUUGUUGAAAUCCACUUCAAUGAAAAGAACUCGGUGGUUGGUGGAUUUGUAUCACACUACCUUCUGGAGAAAUCUAGGAUCUGUGUGCAAGGCAAAGAAGAGAGGAAUUAUCAUAUCUUUUACAGGCUUUGUGCUGGUGCUCCAGAAGACAUUAGGGAAAAACUAUAUCUAAGCUCUCCUGACAACUUCAGGUAUUUAAAUCGAGGCUGUACCAGAUUUUUCGCUAACAAAGAAACGGACAAACAGAUUUUGCAAAAUCGCAAGAGUCCUGAGUAUCUUAAAGAAGGUUCCUUGAAGGAUCCACUGUUAGAUGAUCAUGGAGAUUUCAACAGAAUGUGCACAGCAAUGAAAAAGAUCGGACUGGAUGAUGAAGAAAAACUUGAUCUUUUUAGAGUAGUGGCUGGUGUCCUUCAUCUUGGAAAUAUUGAUUUUGAGGAAGCAGGGAGUACAUCAGGGGGCUGCACGCCGCGGGCGCGGAGCCAGCCGUCGCUGGAGCGCUGCGCCGCCCUGCUGGGCCUCGACCAGGACGACCUGCGCGGGAGCCUCACUACGCGCGUCAUGCUCACGACGGCAGGGGGCGCCAAAGGCACGGUCAUCAAGGUGCCCUUGAAAGUGGAACAAGCAAACAAUGCCCGUGAUGCCUUGGCUAAAACAGUGUACAGUCAUCUGUUUGACCAUGUAGUGAAAAGGGUAAACCAGUGUUUUCCAUUUGAGACUUCUUCUUUCUUCAUUGGAGUUCUAGAUAUAGCUGGUUUUGAAUACUUUGAACACAACAGUUUUGAACAAUUCUGUAUAAACUACUGUAAUGAGAAACUGCAGCAGUUUUUUAAUGAAAGAAUUCUGAAAGAGGAACAAGAACUUUACCAGAAAGAAGGCCUGGGGGUUAAUGAAGUGCGUUAUGUAGAUAAUCAGGACUGUAUAGAUUUGAUUGAAGCAAAAUUAGUAGGUGUACUGGAUAUUUUGGAUGAAGAAAAUCGUCUUCCCCAACCAAGUGAUCAGCAUUUUACUUCAGUUGUGCACCAAAAACACAAGGACCAUUUCAGGCUCUCAAUUCCUAGGAAGUCUAAAUUGGCUGUUCACAGAAAUAUCAGGGACGAUGAAGGCUUUAUUAUCCGACACUUUGCAGGAGCAGUAUGCUAUGAGACGAUGCAAUUUGUGGAAAAAAACAAUGAUGCUUUGCACAUGUCCCUUCAAUCUCUUAUAUGUGAAUCCAAGGACAAGUUUGUUCGAGAGUUGUUUGAAGCUAACACUAACAACAACAAGGAUCCCAAACAAAAAGCUGGGAAACUUAGUUUCAUCAGUGUGGGAAACAAAUUCAAGACUCAGUUAAAUUUGCUUCUUGAGAAGCUUCACAGUACUGGGUCUAGCUUUAUUCGCUGUAUCAAACCUAAUUUAAAGAUGACAAGUCACCAUUUUGAAGGAGGACAGAUCCUCUCUCAGCUUCAGUGUUCAGGGAUGGUGUCAGUUCUGGAUUUAAUGCAAGGUGGUUUCCCUUCACGAGCUUCAUUUCAUGAAUUAUAUAAUAUGUACAAGAAAUACUUGCCUGAAAAAUUGGCUCGACUGGACCCUAGGCUUUUUUGCAAAGCACUAUUUAAAGCCUUGGGACUGAAUGAAAAUGAUUACAAAUUCGGGCUAACCAAGGUGUUUUUUAGACCUGGCAAGUUUGCAGAGUUUGAUCAGAUAAUGAAGUCUGAUCCGGAUCACUUGGCAGAGCUGGUUAAACGAGUGAAUCGCUGGCUUAUCUGCAGUCGUUGGAAAAAAGUUCAAUGGUGUUCUCUCUCAGUGAUUAAAUUGACAAAUAAGAUAAAAUAUCGAGCCUGUGCCUGCAUUAAAAUACAAAAGACUAUUCGUAUGUGGCUUUGCAAGAGAAAGCACAAACCACGCAUUGAUGGCCUGAUAAAAGUGCGUACACUGAAGAAGAGACUCGAUAAAUUCAAUGAAGUAGUAAGUGCCCUGAAGGAGGGAAAAGCAGAGACAAGCAAGCAGGUCAAGGAGCUGGAGUAUUCUAUUGAUGCAUUAAUGAACAAAAUUAAGACCACUAUAAUGACUAGAGAACAGAUACAGAAAGAAUAUGAUGCUUUAGUUAAAAGCUCAGAGCAGCUUCUGAGUGCACUGCAAAAGAAGAAGCAGCAAGAGGAGGAAGCGGAGAGGCUACGACGCAUCCAGGAGGAAAUGGAAAAAGAAAGAAAGAGACGUGAAGAGGAAGAACAAAAACGAAGGAAGGAAGAAGAAGAAAGACGUCUCAAAUCUGAGAUUGAGGCAAAGAGAAAACUGGAAGAGGAAGAGAGGAAAAAGAGGGAAGAUGAAGAAAAGCGUAUUCAGGCUGAAAUUGAAGCUCAGCUAGCUAGAGAACGAGAAGAGGAAACCCAGCACCAGGCAGUGCUUGAGCAGGAACGUCGUGACCAUGAACUUGCAAUGAGAAUUGCCCAGAGUGAAGCAGAACUCAUCAAUGAUGAGGCUCAGCUUGAUUUAGGAUUGCGCAGAGCCAAUGGAAGAAAGCCACAAAUGACUGCGGAACAAAUGGCCACAGAAAUGUCAGAAAUAUUGUCUAGGGGUCCUGCAGUGCAAGCCACAAAAGCUGCUGCUGGUACUAAGAAGCAUGAUCUCAGUAAGUGGAAAUAUGCAGAGCUUCGCGACACAAUCAAUACAUCCUGUGAUAUUGAACUGUUGGCAGCUUGCAGAGAAGAGUUCCACCGAAGGCUAAAGGUGUAUCAUGCUUGGAAAUCCAAGAAUAAGAAACGCAAUGCAGAAACAGAACAGCGUGCUCCCAAAUCGGUCACAGACUAUGAUUUUGCACCAUUUUUGAGCAACUCAACACAACAGAACCCAACAGCCCAGCUACCGGGUAGACAGCAAGAGAUUGAAAUGAACAGACAACAGCGUUACUUCCGCAUUCCCUUCAUCCGCCCCGCGGACCAGUACAAAGACCCCCAGAAUAAGAAGAAGGGUUGGUGGUAUGCACAUUUUGAUGGGCCAUGGAUUGCUCGACAAAUGGAACUUCAUCCUGACAAGGCACCCAUUCUCCUUGUAGCGGGUAAGGAUGAUAUGGAUAUGUGUGAGCUUAAUCUUGAAGAGACUGGGUUAACCCGAAAGCGAGGUGCUGAAAUUUUGCCAAGACAGUUUGAAGAAAUUUGGGAGCGCUGUGGAGGUAUCCAAUAUCUUCAAAAUGCAAUUGCAAGCAGACAAGCUCGUCCUACGUACGCUACGGCGAUGCUGCAGAACCUGUUGAAAUAAAUGGGCAUUUUGCACAGUAGCAUUCGAUAUGAGAACCCUUGCCUGUGAUACAAAGGGAAGAGUUCCUCUGGGCAACAGAGGACGUAAACAUUCUAUAAUCAUAUUAGAGAUGUUUAAUAUAAAGUGAACAGAUUUUAUUAAUCACAUGGUUUGUUAAUUUGUACUUUAUGAUGUUUGAUUUGUGUAGUGAACUUUACUAGGCAUGAGGACCUUGAAGAAACUUCAGUCAGUGUAGUUUGUUGCAUUUUGUUUAUAUGUUUUAUUUUCUUUAACAGUUUCUGUUAGAACUCUUAACACUUCUAAGCAAUCUGUCUUUACUCGGGUACAUAUUAAAAAGAACUGCAUUGCAACCACCUUUUUAUAAAAUGCCUGCUUCAAAACACUGAGUAGUUGGCUUCAAGUGGUCUAGUAAAGAGGAAAUGCUAUUUCUAAUAACUGGAAUUGUGAGGCCUUAGCUUUGACUUCUGUUACGGAGAAGUUGGAGUAUACUUUUAUAUAAUCUGAGACAUUUUAUGUCCUGAAAUGCAAACUGGUUAGUGUCUGUAUUUAGUAACCUUUCUUUUUUCAGAACCUGAUGGGAAAUCCUCUUAAACUUGAGACCCAUAAAUUCGUAUUUAAUUCAUUCUCUGUCUUGGUUUAAGAGAAAUGGUUUUCUGUACAUUCUGAGAAGAGCAUUCAUAUAUGUCAAUAUAGUGUAAUAUUGGAGGUCCUCAAAGAAUGUACUGGUCAUUAGGGCUUAUACCACUUCUUAGUUUCUUUCUCUUUUUUCUGUUUCAGAACAAAUUUGCUUUAGACUUAUUUUUCUGACCACAUUUCCAUUGGGAACUCUUGGACAGUUUGUUUAGCCAGGUAGUGUAAUUUCAAAAUAUUAUGCAAAAUUGUCCAAGCCUUGUAUCUGGAGGUAUAUAAGAUAAAGGAUAGGAUAAGGGAAAUACGUUCAGCUUUUUGAUGUCAGUAUAACUUCACUGAAUAUUGAGGCCUGAGUCUCAGACAUUGUGUUUAUUUUAAUUGUAACAAGAUAUACAAGGUCUCUACCUUUUGUUAGAGUGUGUAAAACAUUGAUCUAAUAACAUAAUGCAUCAUCCUAAUACUAUGUGCUAAUUAAAUAGCUACAAUUUUUAGUGUACUGAAAUAUCAUAGUGAUUUGGACACUACUCUGAGCUUUGUCAUAAUCUCUUCUGUCAAGUUUCAUAGCUUGUAACAGUUCCCUUAUUAAGCAGUUUGUUUUGGGAGUUUUUGCGGGUGGGAAUCGUUAAUUUCAUACAGUUUUAAGAUGCAUCUCUUUCACUUAUGUGAACAUUGUUUUACUAUGCUGGCCAUUAUUUCCACAAAUUAAACUUGACUAUAUAUUAUCUCUCUAAUAGGAAUUCAAAAUAUAAGUAGCUUGAUGUCCAAUUACUUAUUUAACCUGAUUCAAAAAUGAAGUCUUGCUCUUUUAAGUGACAAAUUUUUUUUACACUAUAAAAUAAUUUCCUCACUCUUUACUCAGUUUGAAACCUCUUGGAAAUGUUAGUAUUUUAAUGCAUAAAUAUACUUAAUAAUUUUCAAGAGGUACAGUUCUGUAGCACAGAGAGAGCUCCUGAUGCUGACCUUAGAUCUUGGUUGUAUGCCACAGUCUGCUUGUUGUUAUAAAUACACUCCUUACUGUAAUACUUGUGGAGAUAUUCAAUAGUAGUUAACUCUGUACGGACCCACUGCAUCAGGGAAUCUCAGCUUCUGCUGCAUACCCACUCAGCCUCUUGCAAAUGAGGAAAUGUUUUAAUUUUACCCAAAUUCUUCACUAAAACCAUAAUUUGUCUGGAAGAUAAAUUGAGAGGUGCAUCAGACUGCUGGCUAGCAAGUUGUGUGCAGACCUGUACAGUGUUGAAUGAAUUUAAAGGUGCAGCUUAGGAAAUUUAGGUUACUGGUUUAAUGUGUUACUGCAUUGGAACCGAAGUUUCACAACUUCCAGUCUCUGGAAACUUAGUACUGCAGGAAGCUGUGCUUGCUCACAUGAUCCCAGAAGGAAAAUCAUUGAACUGACCUGUUUUUAUUACUGUCUGGAUUUAGCUGCUUGACUUAACACGUUCAGUCCCAGUGUGUGUGUGUAUAUAUAUAUGUGUGUGUGUGUGUGUGUGUGUAUAUAUAUAUAUAUAAAACCAUGGAUCUUAUGAGACUGAACAUAGUAAGCAAGGAACCUCAUUACUUAAGUGUGUGUCUGUUUAUACACAUAUAUAAGCUUAAAUAUUUUAGUAAAUAUGUGUGUAAACAUACCUGUGGGGAACUUAAAAUGAAUAAAAUUAACUGAAUUUUUCCAAUCUGUACCUUUGAUUAUGCUAGGAUUACCUUGACUGGCAUCAGAAAGAAAAUUUGUUCUUCAGAAUGGGGUGUGUGGGAAUUUUUGUUAGCUAAAUGACUAAAAAAUAUGAGCUAUUGGGAAAAUAAAAUGGACUUUAAAAUGGUGGAAGAGGGUCUGGUGGUUGGACAUUCUCAAGUGAGAUAUUCCCACCUCUCUGCAGUGCUCCAGAAGUAUGACUGAGGCAAGCUGAAGAUACAUUCCAGAAAUCGGGAUAUUCUAGUUUGUACAGUAGCAGGCUGCUGUUUUAUUAUUAUUAUUUUUCUUUCUUUGCACCAAAAGCAGCAUCUGCUCUUAGUUUUACUGAUCUUUCUGUGCAACAAAAUUAAUUUUCAGUUAGUUUCAGACUAUUUUAUUUUUUCUUACAUGUCAAGCAAUGUUCAGUUGCUUACAAAUUAUUUCUGUGAUCCCAUCUACUGUGUCAGAUAAUUAUACAGUUGGUUGAUUUGGAGAGGAAAUAAAAAGAGGAGGGGAGAGGGAGUUCGACUGUAGUAUGACCUAAUGCCCUUCUGAUCUGCGGUCAUAGAGAAAAAUUUAAUUUGUUUUUUAAACCACAUUGGCUGGUUCUCUCUGUGUUUGAUUAAAAAAAAAAUAAAAAUUCUUUCUGCCUAUCAGUGAACCUGUUUGUUAUAGUUGAGAUCUGCCUGAAACAGUCCACAAAACAAAGGAGAGGAUGAGAAUCACCACACUAGGCUACAUUCCUGACUAGGUGACCCUGAAAUAUCCAUUUUCUUGAGAAUGCUACUUUGAAGAUCAUAAGGUCGUUAAAUACUUAUCUUUCAUCCACUGAGAAGAUUGUUUUUCUUAACUUAGUUUAAUCCUUUGGGUUUUUCUCAAAAAUCUUUAUUUAAAGUAUUUAAAUGACCUCCUAAUACUGUACUGAAAAUUAAAAAUAAAAAAUAAACACAUUCCAUGUUGAAAUCUCA
This is a messenger RNA of Neopelma chrysocephalum (saffron-crested tyrant-manakin), 7227 nucleotides long. RefSeq names its product myosin VI (gene MYO6). NCBI's taxonomy places the organism in Eukaryota, Metazoa, Chordata, Aves, Passeriformes, Pipridae. The transcript is spliced from 35 exons. Gene Ontology annotation, cellular component: endocytic vesicle; cytoplasm; ruffle. Bases 109 to 3966 code for a protein of 1285 amino acids. Gene Ontology annotation, molecular function: actin filament binding; ATP binding; microfilament motor activity. The record is from RefSeq and is a predicted model, not a curated record. Gene Ontology annotation, biological process: endocytosis; actin filament organization; inner ear morphogenesis.